AUGGUGGUUGUGACAACGUUGUGCAAAGAUGGCCAUUUGUUGACCUGGCAGAGCCAGCCAAAGAGCGGCAACUAUGCGCUGGGUAACAUCGCCAUAGCUGCCAGCAUCCUGUUCACUGGUGGGAGCCCCACCCAGUCUCUGCGCCUCUUGCAGAAUGCUGGCAUCGCCUGCUUCUCUGCUAGAACGUACUACCGCAUACAGCAGGACUUCUUGAUACCAGCAGUCAGCAAGGUGUGGGUACAACAGCAGCAGGCGCUGCUGGAGCAGCUCAAGUCGGCUGGAGUAAAGCUGGCUGGGGACAGCCGUGCUGACUCGCCGGGAUAUACUGCCAAGUAUGGCACUUACUCGUUGUUAGAGACAACAGUCAAUCGUCUAGUGGACGUCAGGCUUGUCCAGUCAAACGAGGUUGCAUCGAGCAACCACAUGGAGCUCGAAGGACUCAAGAGGGCACUGCAGCACCUUGAUGACAGUGGUGUACCAGUGCACGAGGUGGUGACUGACAGGCAUGCACAAGUGAGAAAGUUUUUCAAGACCGUAAGGCCUGGUACCAGCCAUCUAAUUGAUUCGUGGCACGUCAGCAAAGGUCUUAAGAAGCAACUUGUGGCAGCCACUAAAUCUAGAGGCUGUGAAGCCAUCGGCCCUUGGAUAAAAUCAAUCAAUUCACACCUCUACUUUUCCGUGAAAGUUGGUGGUGGUGAUGGUGAUAUGGCUGUGGCUGUUUGGAUGUCCGUCCUCAACCACAUCAAGGACAAGCACGAGGGACACAGUGUGCUGUACCCAAAGUGCCAGCACAAUGAAUUGGAGCCGAGAAAAUGGUUGCAACCAGGGCCCUUUUAA
Messenger RNA from Rhipicephalus sanguineus (brown dog tick), 837 nucleotides. RefSeq lists its product as uncharacterized. The record is from RefSeq and is a predicted model, not a curated record. NCBI's taxonomy places the organism in Eukaryota, Metazoa, Arthropoda, Arachnida, Ixodida, Ixodidae. The transcript is spliced from 5 exons. The coding region runs from base 1 to 837 and encodes 278 amino acids.